Messenger RNA from Capronia epimyces CBS 606.96, 1506 nucleotides. Its product is annotated as histone deacetylase HOS2. Gene Ontology annotation, molecular function: histone deacetylase activity. The transcript has a single exon. Lineage: Eukaryota; Fungi; Ascomycota; Eurotiomycetes; Chaetothyriales; Herpotrichiellaceae. Bases 1 to 1506 code for a protein of 501 amino acids. The record is from RefSeq and is a predicted model, not a curated record.
AUGGCCCACGGUUCAAUCGUAGAAGAUUAUUCCUCGGGCCAGGACCCUGACCCGUCGACAACAUUCCGGCUGUCAUCGAAAAUCCAGCGCGAAAUCGACGAAAACGAAAUCUCUCGCCCCAAAGGCUACACGGUGUCAUGGCACCACAACCCUGCUGUCGAAAACCACCACUUCGGCCAAACCCACCCCAUGAAGCCCUGGCGCUUGACGCUGACCAAAUCCCUUGUGCUGUCAUACGGCAUGCACACCGCCAUGGACACGUACAUCUCGCGCCCAGCGUCGAGGGAUGAGAUCGCCGAAUUUCAUAAGGAUGAAUACGUCGAGUUCCUCAAUGUCGUGACCCCGCAAAAUAUCUACGAAAUGUAUCCCGAGCUCGCGACCGGCCCGCAGGGGUACACGUCCUCCAUAUUCGGCGUGGGCGAAGACUGCCCCAUCUUCGACGGCCUGUACGACUUCUGCUCGAAUUACGCGGGUGCGUCCAUCGAUGCGGCGCGCAAACUAGUCAACCACCAAUCCGACAUUGCCAUCAACUGGAGUGGCGGGCUGCAUCACGCCAAGAAAGCCGAAGCCUCAGGCUUCUGCUACGUCAACGACAUUGUCCUCGCCAUCCUGCAGCUCCUGCGCUACCACCCGCGGGUCUUGUAUAUCGACAUCGACGUGCACCAUGGCGACGGAGUCGAGCAGGCAUUCUGGUCCACCGACCGGGUCAUGUGCGUGUCGUUCCACAAAUACGACAAGGAGGUUUUCUUUCCCGGCACAGGGCCCUUGGACUCCACCGGUCCCUUACAUCCCGACAACCCUGGGAAGAACUACACCAUCAACGUGCCGCUGAACGACGGGAUAGACGACGAAGGCUACGCGUAUCUGUUCCAGAAUGUGAUCGAGCCCACCAUCAAAGUCUACCGCCCUACGGCGAUCGUCCUGCAGUGCGGGGCCGACAGCCUGGGCCACGAUCGACUGGGCUGCUUCAACCUCAACAUCCGCGGCCAUGGCAACUGCGUGAGUUUCGUCAAGAGCUUCCACAUCCCCAUGCUCGUCGUUGGGGGUGGUGGCUACACACCGCGCAAUGUCGCACGCGCAUGGGCCCAUGAGACCUCCAUCCUGAUCGGCGCCGACAAAACCCUGAACCCAGCUCUGCCCGAGCACAUGCCGUACCGCGAAGCCUUCCGCCGUGAAGGCCUCACCUUAUUCCCUAACCUCAGCGGCUGGAGGAAGGAGAACAUGAAUACAAGGGCUGACAUUGAACGCAUCAUCCGCCAUGUGCGCGAGCAGCUGAGUUACAUCCGGGGCGCCCCAUCUGUGCAGAUGCGCUAUAUCCCGCCUGAUAUCCAGGGGUGGAGGGCCGAGGUCGAGGAAGAACUGAAGGCGAACCGUCUGGAGAGGGAUGAAGUCAAGGAGGAGAGAGAUGGCGCUGGAGGUCUCCUGGCCAAGGCCAGUCGAAGAAGGGAGCUGGAACGCAACGGAUUUGUGGGUGGCAACGCCAGGCUAGGCGAUCUCAUGGCUUAA